AGACAUACAGAAACAGAGCUCAGAAGCAAGCAACAGAGCAAGAUUUUUACAGAUUCCUUUGCAAUUUGCGUAGCAUCCAGUUCACGGCGAGCAAGAUGGUGGCCAAGGAGGCGAUCCCGCUGCUGACGCCGCACAGGAUGGGCCGGUUCGAGCUCUCCCACCGGGUGGUGCUCGCGCCGCUCACGCGCUGCCGCUCCUACGCCAACGUCCCGCAGCCGCACGCCGCGGCCUACUACUCGCAGCGGGCCACCAAGGGCGGCCUGCUCAUCGCCGAGGCCACCGGCGUCUCCGCCACCGCGCAGGGGUACCCGGAGACCCCCGGCAUCUGGACGCAGCAGCAGGUCGACGCCUGGAAGCCCAUCGUCGACGCCGUCCACCGCAAGGGCGCUCUCUUCUUCUGCCAGAUCUGGCACGUCGGAAGGGUCUCCACCAACGAUUUCCAGCCAGAUGGACAGGCGCCGAUCUCCAGCACUGACAAGCAGAUAACACCUGAUGCUGAGUCCGGCAUGGUCUACUCCAAGCCCCGACAGCUUCAAACGGACGAGAUACCGCUGAUUGUCGAUGACUUCAGACGUGCUGCCCGGAAUGCCGUCGAGGCGGGGUUCGACGGCGUGGAGAUCCACGGGGCACACGGGUACCUAUUGGAGCAGUUCAUGAAAGACAGCUCUAAUGAUCGCACCGACGAGUACGGUGGCAGCCUCGAGAACCGGUGCCGCUUUGCGGUGGAGGUAAUUGAUGCUAUAGUCCAUGAGAUUGGUGCGGAUCGCGUAGGCAUCAGGUUGUCUCCAUUCGUGGACUACAUGGACUGCUUCGACUCGGACCCACAUGCACUUGGGAUGUACAUGGUACAACAGCUCAACAAGCAUCAAGGGUUUGUCUAUUGCCACAUGGUAGAACCCCGGAUGGCAAUUGUGGAUGGUCGCAGACAAAUACCCCACGGGCUUCUGCCAUUCAGGAAAGCAUUCAACGGCACUUUCAUUGCCGCUGGAGGGUAUGAUCGAGAGGAAGGCAACAAAGUGGUGGCCGACGGCUAUGCUGAUCUCGUUGCUUAUGGGAGGAUCUUUCUAGCUAAUCCAGAUUUGCCAAAGAGAUUCGAGCUCGACUCACCAUUGAACAAGUACGACCGUAACACUUUCUACACGCAAGAUCCUGUCAUUGGCUACACAGAUUAUCCUUUCCUUGAAGGCGGCUCGAAUGCCGAGUAGUUCACCCACUCGACUUGAAUUAGUGAUGUGCUUGAUUUUAUAAAGUAUGUAAUGAUUUAUUCAAUGUGUGUAUGCACGGGGCAUGUGCACUGUAUCAUUUUCACCAAUAAUUUACUUUUGUUUUCCCAUGUAAUGCCAAUAUGUCAAGAUAUUAUUUUUUACAUCAACAAUGACAUCACUGCCUUCAACAA
Messenger RNA from Triticum aestivum (bread wheat), 1396 nucleotides. Its product is annotated as 12-oxophytodienoate reductase 1. The record is from RefSeq and is a predicted model, not a curated record. Lineage: Eukaryota; Viridiplantae; Streptophyta; Magnoliopsida; Poales; Poaceae. Gene Ontology annotation, biological process: jasmonic acid biosynthetic process; oxylipin biosynthetic process. Gene Ontology annotation, molecular function: FMN binding; oxidoreductase activity. Bases 96 to 1205 code for a protein of 369 amino acids. The transcript has 2 exons.